Staurois parvus is the source of this 549-nucleotide messenger RNA. The record is from the annotation of a GenBank genome assembly. NCBI's taxonomy places the organism in Eukaryota, Metazoa, Chordata, Amphibia, Anura, Ranidae.
GCAGUGCUUCUCACGCAUGCGCAGUCCGCAGUCUUUUGGUCAUCCCCUGUACUGUCUGCAAUCUCUGGUCUUCUCAGGUACUGUCUUCAGUCUCUGGUCAUCUCCUGGACUGUCUGCAGUCUCUGGUCAUCUCCUGUACUGUCUGCAGUCUCUGGGCAUCUCCUGUACUAUGUUCGCAGUCUCUGGUCAUCUCCUGUACUGUGUCUGCAGUCUCUGGUCAUCUCCUGUACUGUGUCCGCAGUCUCUGGUCAUCUCCUGUACUAUGUCCGCAGUCUCUGGUCAUCUCCUGUACUGUGUCUGCAGUCUCUGGUCAUCCCCUGUACUGUGUCCGCAGUCUCUGGUCAUCUCCUGUACUGUGUCCGCAGUCUCUGGUCAUCUCCUGUACUGUGUCCGCAGUCUCUGGUCAUCUCCUGUACUAUGUCCGCAGUCUCUGGUCAUCUCCUGUACUGUGUCUGCAGUCUCUGGUCAUCUCCUGUAGUAUGUCCGCAGUCUCUGGUCAUUUCCUAGAUACCAGUCCCUUUGUGCAAUCCCAUGGGGGUCCUGCUGAAC